AAGAAUCGCUCAGUUGUCUAGUACGGAAUCUCAAGAUGGCGUCGAGUGGAGGAGAUGGAGAACCGGACUGGGCUGCUGAUGUACGGCCGCUUUUAUCAGCUUCGUACACAGCUUUUGAAACGAAAGAGCUACCUCAGCUUAUAGGAUCUAUAAUAAACAGUGAAUCUGAGAUCCUACACCAUGAUAAACAGUAUGAGCCAUUCUACUCGUCCUUCGUGGCGCUCUCUGCUCAUUACAUCACCACAGUCUGUGGACAAAUCCCCAGAAACCAGUUGCUGUCAGUAGCAGCAGCCUGUAAAGUAUUGAUUGAGUUCUCACUGCUGCGGCUGGAGAACCCUGACGAAGCAUGCGCAGUCUCACAGAAACACCUGAUCCUCUUAAUAAAGGGGUUGUGUACCGGCUGCAGCCGCCUGGACAGAACUGAGAUCAUCACCUUCACAGCCAUGAUGAAGUCGGCCAAACUACCCCAAACCGUCAAGACACUCUCCGACGUGGAGGACCAGAAGGAGGUGCUGUCUCCAGUGAACCCUGAGCUACGACACAAGGAAGUACAGAUGAACUUCUUCAAUCAGCUGACCUCCGUGUUCAACCCUGACCUCACCGUGCUGGCCUCUCCCUCAGGACGCACACAGGCGGAGAGUGAGAGUGAGGACCAGGCGACGACAGACCAGACCUUCCAGGCCAAAAUGAAGAAUGCCUUUGUGUCCCAGAACGUGUCCAGUCUCCAGGAAUUGGGCGGGUCGGAGAAGUUGCUGCGUGUCUGCCUCAACCUCCCUUACUUCCUGCGCUAUAUCAACCGGUUCCAGGACGCCGUCUCGGCCAACUCCUUCUUCAUCAUGCCCGCCACCGUCGGAGACGCAACUGCUGUCCGCAAUGGGUUCCACUCCCUGGUGAUAGAUGUGGCCAUGGCCCGGGACACCUUGUCCUUGCCUGUCCUGGAGCCCCUGACUCCUGGGAGACUUCUGGACAUGACUGUGUUGGCACUCAGCUGCCUCUACGCAGGUGUGAGCGUUGCCACGUGCAUGGCCAUUCUGCAGGUGGGCAGCGGCCUGCAACUUCGCACAGCCUCCACCAGCUCCAAAGAGGAGGACUAUGAAAAUGACGCUGCUACCAUCGUACAGAAAUGUCUGGACAUCUACGAAAUGAUCGGCCAGGCCAUCAGCAGCUCCCGCAGAGCUGGAGGAGAGCAUUACCAGAACUUCCAGCUGCUGGGAGCGUGGUGUCUGCUGAACAGCCUCUACCUGAUCCUCAACCUGAGUCCCACGACCCUGGCUGACAAGGGCAAGGAGAAGGACCCUUUGGCCGCGCUCAGGGUCCGAGACAUAGCCGCCCGCACCAAGGACGGAGCAGGCUCCCCUAAACUGGGCCCGGCCAAAGGACAUCAAGGCUUUGGUGUCCUGUCCGUGAUCCUGGCGAACCACUCCAUCAAACUGCUCACCUCCCUUUUCCAAGACCUGCAGGUGGAGGCUCUGCACCGGGUCAGUGCAGGUUGGGCCAGUGACGGUCCCCCAGCAGAACUCAACAUCAUGGCGCAGAACACCUCCACCCAGAGGGUUCAGAGACUCCUGGACUCUGUUCCCCUUACCAACCUGCUGUUCAACCUUCUGUCCACCUCAUACAAGAAGGCCUGUGUCCUGCAGCGUCAGAGGAAAGGCUCGGUUAGCAGUGAUGCCAGUGCCUCGACAGACUCCAACACCUACUAUGAAGAUGACUUCAGCAGCACAGAGGAAGACAGCAGUCAAGCAGCAGAGAGAAGACAGAGGACAGCAAGAACAGCUAAUGUUUCAGAUGACGACAGCGAGCCCAUCUUGGGCCUGUGGUUCGAGGAGACCAUCUCGCCAACUAAAGACAAAGUGGCCCCCCCACCACCUCCCCCACCCCCGCCCCUGGAGACCUCUCCCAGACUGAAGAGCCCGUCCAAGCAGAACGCAGGAGAGAACGGGAACAUCCUGGCCGGACGCAAGGACCCCGAGCUGUUCCUGAGCCUGGCCUCCAGCAUCCUGAACUUCAUCACCACCUCCAUGCUAAAAUCCAGGAACAACUUCAUCAGGAACUACCUGUCUGUCUCGCUGACAGAACAGCACAUGGCCACGCUGGCCAGCAUCAUCAAGGACGUCGACAAAGAUGUCAAAGGGUCCUCAGAUGAAGAGUUUGCCUCUGCUCUGUAUCUCUUCAACCAUACGCUAGUGACAUCAGACCUACCCUCUCCAGCCCUGCAGAAUACCCUGCUGCAGCAGUUGGGCGUAGCUCCGUUCUCUGAGGGUCCGUGGCCCUUGUACAUCAACCCCCAGUCCCUGUCGGUGCUCUCCAGAGUCCUGCUCAUCUGGCAGCACAAGGCCUCUCUGCAGGGAGACCCAGACGUACCUGAGUGUAUAACGAUCUGGGAGAGGUUUGUGGGCACCUUGAAGCAGCACACCAUCCAGGGCUCUGUCCCCGGAGAUGAGGACCUGAAUGUGGAGCACCUCCAGCUCCUGCUGCUCCUCUUCCACAACCUGUCUGAGAGGGGGAGGCGUGCCGUGCUCACCCUGGUCACCCAGGCCAUCACAGAGGUGGCGGGUCCCCAGCAUCAGGAAGCCCAGCUCAAAGCCGUACCCCUCAACCUGGCCCGCAUACUGCUGGUUCUAGACUACCUGUUGCACCAGUACUCAAAGGUUCCUAUGUACCUCUUCCAACAGGUCCAGUAUAAUCUGCUGACCCCUCCGUGGUCAGGCCAGGGUUCAGUCCAGGACGGGUCCAAACGCAGCGCCCUGCCGCUCUACUGCGGCUUUAAAGAGGUGGAGGAGAACUGGUCUAAGCACUGCUCGGCAGGUAGGAAUUCCACAGUAGUGCAGCCCAAAUUCUACUGCGUCCUGUCACCCGAAGCGUCAGAGGACGACCGAAGCCGACUCGACAGCAAGGUGUUCCAGAAGCUGUUCAACGGCGCGGUGAAGUAUAAUGAGCUUUACGCCUGUCUGGUCUCCCUGCUCUCUGCCGGCUCUCAGUUUGAUACAGCCAGGAGACAGGAGAACAAGCCCAUCACACCUAUGGAGGCAUGCUCCCUGCAGUACUACUUCCUGGUGCUGUGGAGGAUCCUGGGGGUCCUACCCCCCUCUAAGGCAUACAUGGAGCAGCUGAAGGAUGGCCAAGGAGAACCCAGCGAGAGUGACAUCCUCCACACCCUGCGCUGGUCCUCACGACUCAGAGUCCCCACAUAUGUCAACUGGAUCAAGGAGCAUCUGGUGACUCAGGGGAUGAAAGGAGACCAAGCUACGUCUCUGAUCGAGGUGGCUUCCUCCAGAUGCAGCACCGUCAAGUACGACGUGGAGCUGGCUGAAGAGUACAUCGCUAGACAGAUCUCAGCGUUCUCCUGUGUGGACCCCAGCUCCAUCCUGCCCUUGUAUCAGGUCCCCUCCCUACAGGCCAUCUAUACUCUGGACGCUGUCAUCUCCAAGGUCCAGGUGUCUCUGGACGAACAUUUCUCCAAGGUGGCGGCGGAGACGGACCCUCUCAAGCCCUCGGAGAUCACCAAAAACCUGCUGCCUGCUACACUGCAGCUCAUAGACGUGUACACAGCCUUCACCAGGUCCUACCUCCUGAUGAGCCUACCAGAGGAAGGAGAGAACAAGCUAUCAGAGGCUAAACUUCAGGGUUACGCUGCAGUCCUGUCUAUAGGCUCCAUGCGCUGCAAAGCCAACCUGCUCGGUCAGAAUGUGAUGCAGAACCUUCCAUCGGCCGUCCAGACGCUGUGCGAGACGUGGAACAACAUCAACACCAACGAGUUCCCGAACAUCGGCUCAUGGCGUAAUGCGUUCGCCAACGACACCAUCCCGUCCGAGAGCUACAUCAGUGCCAUCCAGACGGCUCAUCUGGGCACGCUCAGUAACCAGUCCCUGGCUCUGGCCUCGUCUCUCAAACACAUCCUCCUCUCUCUGGUCCGCCUCACCGGAGACCUCAUUGUGACUGAGGAGUUGAACCCUCCCCAGGUGGUACAUGCCCUGCUCCCCCUCCUCUUGGAGAGCAGCACGGAGAGCGUAGCUGAGAUCUGCUUGACCUCUCUGGAGCGUAUCCUGGGCCCCGCUGAGUCAGACACCUUCCUGUCCCACGUCUACCAGAGACUGGUCACAGGAUGCUACAACAUCAUCGCCAACCACUCCGACCCCAACAGUGGUCUGGAUGAGUCCGUGUUGGAGGAGUGUCUGCAGUAUCUGGAGAGGCAGUUGGAGAGCAGCCAAGUGUGCAAGGCCAUGGAGGACUUCUUCUCCUUCAGUGGAGAACUGGUUCAGAUCAUGAUGGCUACAGCCAAUGAAAACCUAUCUGCUAAAUUCUGCAACCGGGUGCUGAAAUUCUUCACCAAACUCUUCCAGCUCACGGAGAAGAGUCCCAACCCCAGCCUGUUGUGUCUGUGCGGCUCCCUGGCCCAGCUGGCGUGUGUGGAGCCGUCCAGGCUGCAGUCGUGGCUCACCCGCAUGACGACCACACCACCCAAGGACUCGGAGCAUCUGGAGACGGUGCAGGAGAACAGGGCGUUGCUACAGGUGCUCACCACGCACAUUGUCAGGGACAACAGCCAGGUGGGCGAGGGCGUGUGCACCGUCCUGCUCUCCACCCUCAUCCCCAUGGCAACGGAUAUGCUGGCCAAUGGGGACGGCGCUGGCUUUCCGGAACUCAUGGUAAUCAUGGCGACCCUAGCCAGCGCCGGUCAGGGGGCGGGGCAUCUGCAGCUGCAUCGCGCUGCCAUCGAUUGGCUGACCAGAUGCAAAAAGUACCUGACCCAGAAAAACGUUGUGGAGAAAGUGAGCGCAAACGUCUCCCAGGGCAAACAUGCCAGCAUACUAGAGUGCUCCUGCCAUAUCAUCUCCUACCUGGCUGAUGUGAUGAACGCCCUGAGACAGAGCAGUGGCCAGGGCUCCUCCGUGCUGCUGGUUGAUGGAGAGGAGAAGGCUGUAGAGGUGGAUUCAGACUGGGUUGACGAGUUGGCUGUGGAGGACGAUGACUCACAGGCUGAGGACUCUGAUGAAGACUCCCAGUGCAAUAAGCUGUGUACCUUCACCAUCACCCAGAAGGAGUUCAUGAACCAGCAUUGGUACCACUGUCACACGUGUAAGAUGCUGGACGGGGUAGGUGUGUGUACAGUGUGCGCCAAGGUCUGUCACAAAGACCAUGAGAUCUCCUAUGCCAAAUACGGUUCUUUCUUCUGUGACUGCGGGGCCAAGGAGGACGGUACCUGUCAGGUGAGACCGAAUACCUCAGGUCACCAUGGGAAGAGAACCACUGCGGCCCUGGUGAAGCGCAGCCCCAGCAGCGGCACCAUGAAGGAGUCCUCAGCCUUCCAGAGUGAACUGAGGAUGCCGGAGAGUGCCAUCCGCCAUCAGAGCAGCCUGGGCUCUAGCGACAAGGACAAGGUGACCAUCUGUGAGGGCAAGCCUGGCGACGAGGACCGUCCCAAGAAGAGCAGCGUCUGUAAGAACAUCGAGGGAUGUCAGGAGGAACUGCUGGCACAAGUGUCUGGCUCCUCCACGGCGGCCGUGGUUCUGGAGAUGUUGAUCUUCCUGAUGGAUGCCAUCCAGACUAACUUCCAGCAGGCCUCCGCUGUAGGCAGCAGCAGCCGAGCUCAGCAGGCCCUCAACGAGCUACACACUCAGGACAAGAGUGUUGAGAUGACUGACCAACUGAUGGUCCCUACCCUUGGUUCCCAGGAGGGAGCUUUUGAGAACGUGCGUAUGAACUACAGUGGAGACCAGGGCCAGACCAUCAGACAGCUCAUCAGUGCCCACGUGCUGCGACGCGUCGCCAUGUGUGUGUUGUCUUCGCCCCACGGGCGCCGCCAGCACCUCGCCGUCAGCCACGAGAAGGGCAAGAUCACCGUCCUGCAGCUGUCGGCUCUACUGAAGCAGGCCGAUUCCAGUAAGAGGAAGUUAACCCUGACUCGUCUGGCCUCGGCUCCCGUCCCCUUCACCGUGCUCAGCCUCACUGGGAACCCCUGCAACGAAGACUAUCUGGCUGUCUGUGGACUCAAGGACUGCCACGUGCUGACGUUCAGUAGUACAGGCUCAGUUUCAGAACACCUGGUGCUGCACCCUCAGCUGGCUACUGGGAACUUCAUAAUCAAGGCUAUCUGGCUGCCUGGCUCCCAGACGGAGCUGGCCAUCAUCACGGCGGACUUCGUCAAGAUCUAUGACCUGUCAGUGGACGCUCUGAGCCCUGUGUACUACUUCCUGCUGCCGAGCUCCAAGAUCCGUGACGCCACAUUCCUGUUCAACGAGGAAGGGAAGAGCAUCAUCGUCAUCAUGUCCUCUGCUGGCUACAUGUACACACAGGUCAUGGACGAGUCUUCCAGCGCCCAACACGGACCCUUCUAUGUUACCUCAGUCCUGGAGAUCAGCCACCAGGACCUUAAGGACAGUAACGGUCAGGUUGCUGGCGGCGGUGUAUCUGUGUACUACAGCCAUGUUCUCCAGACGCUGUUCUUCAGCUACAGCCAGGGCAAGUCGUUCGCUGCCACCGUCAGUCGCAGCACCACCGACGUACAGAGACUCUUCACCAUCAACGUCAAAGGCUCUAAUGGGGGCAGUAAGACGUCUCCAGCUCUGUGCCAGUGGUCUGAGGUGAUGAACCACCCAGGCCUGGUGUGCUGCGUCCAGCAGACUACUGGUAUCCCACUGGUCAUCAUGGUCAAACCUGACACCUUCCUCAUCCAGGAGAUCAAGACCCUGCCCGCUAAGGCUAAGAUCCAGGACAUGGUAGCUAUCCGUCACACAGCGUCUAACGAGCAGCAGCGUACCACCAUGAUCCUGCUGUGUGAGGACGGCUCUCUGAGGAUCUACAUGGCUAACGUAGACAACACCUCCUAUUGGCUCCAGCCCUCCCUGCAGCCCUGCUCCGGCAUCUCCAUCAUGAAGCCUGUCAGGAAACGCAAGGCUGCUGCCGCAACCACUCGUACCUCCAGUCAGGUGACCUUCCCGGUGGACUUCUUCGAGAGUAACCAACAGCUGACGGAGGUGGAGUUUGGAGGCAACGACCUCCUGCAGGUUUACAACGGACAACAGAUCAAACACAGACUCAACUCCACUGGGAUGUAUGUCGCCAACACUAAGCCGGGAGGCUUCACCGUGGAGACGGUCAACAACAACAUCUCCAUGGUGAUGACAGGCAUGCGGGUGCAGGUGGGCACGCAGGCCAUCGAGCGGGCACCCUCCUACCUGGAGAUCUUUGGGCGAACCAUGCAGGUGAACAUGACCCGGCCCCGCUGGUUCGACUUCCCCUUCACCAGGGAGGAGGCUCUGCAGGCCGACAAGAAACUCUCCAUCUUCUUCGGAGCGUCAGUGGACCCGGCGGGUGUCACGAUGCUGGACUCUAUAAAGAUCUAUGGUAAAACCAAGGAGCAAUUUGGCUGGCCUGACGAGCCCCCCGAGGACUUCCCCUCGGCCUCCGUCAACAACGUGUGCUCUCCCAACCUCAACACCGGCAACGGCACCGGCGAAGGGGACAUCGCCGCACCAGCCUCCACCGGCGGCACCGUGCUGGAGAGUUGUGAAACUGAGUCCUUAUCAACCUUGGACCGGUUGGUGGUGAGCUCCCUGGAAGCUCUAGAGAGCUGUUUUGCUAUGGGCUCCUCCAAUGAAAAGGAGAAGAACAAGGCUGCUGCGUUGGAGUUAGCGACCCUUCUCCUGUCCAUGGCUACUCCCUCUGGGGUCCAGCAACAGACCAAGGGCCUCCUGGCCAGCCUGCACACCAGCCGUACGGCCUACCACAACCACAAGGACCAGUCCCUGUUGAGCAACGCGGUGCAGUGUCUGAACAGCUGUAGUCGUGACAGCAGAGACCUGGACCCGGAGUUGUUCCAGCGACUGGUGAUCACGGCACGCUGCAUCGCCAUCAUGAGACCCAGUAACCUGGUGCACUUCACUGAGACCAAACCUUCUAGUGUUGAUACAGAGAUAACUGAGGAGGGCCAGAAACAGAUGGACAGUGAGGGAUGUAACUUCAUCAUGCAGCUGGUCAAUAACUUCUGGAAGCUCCAUGCCCUCAAACCAAAGAAUGCUUUCCUGGCCCCUGCCUGUCUGCCAGGUCUGACCCACAUUGAAGCUACAGUGAACGCAUUGGUGGACAUCAUCCAUGGGUUCUGUACCUGUGAGCUGGACUACAUUAACGUGGCCUCCAAGAUCUACAUGCAGAUGCUACUGUGUCCCGACACGUCUGUUAGCUUCGCCUGUAAGCAGGCCCUGAUUCGAGUACUCCGACCCAGGAACAAACGCCGUCACGUGACUCUUCCUUCUCCCCCUCGCUCCAACACACCCAUGGGAGACAAAGACGAUGAUGAUGAGGAUGAUGUUGAUGACAAGAUGCAGCCGUCGGGGCUGACGGGAGGAGAGGGGGGCAGGCAGGAGAGUCAGGAGCAGGGUGAGGUCGACCAUGGCGACUUUGAGAUGGUGGUGAGUCUCUUUGAGAUGGUGUCUGAGUCCAUGGUUCUGGAGACGGCGGAGAAUGUGAACAAUGGAAACCCAUCUCCCCUCGAGGCUCUUUUGGCCGGGGCCGAGGGCUUCCCCCCGAUGCUGGACAUUCCCCCAGACGCGGACGACGAGACCAUGGUGGAGCUGGCCAUCGCACUGAGUCUCCAGCAGGACCAGCAAGGUCCAUACUCACUAAUACAACACCAUCGCAGCAGCAGCAGUGCCCUAGGUCUCCAGUCUCUCGGUCUGUCAGGUCAGGCUCCCAGCUCUUCUUCUCUGGACGCAGGCACCCUGUCAGACACCACCGCAUCAGCCCCAGCAUCAGACGACGAGGGGAGUACAGCCGCCACGGACGGUUCUACGCUACGGACCUCUCCGGCCGAGCACGGGGGCAGCGUGGGGUCAGAGAGCGGGGGGUCUGCCAUCGACUCAGUGGCAGGAGAACACAGUGUGUCAGGCCGCAGCAGUGCGUACGGAGACACGACCGUUGAGGGCCACCCAGCAGGACCAGGUAGUGUGAGCUCCAGCACAGGGGCCAUCAGCACCACCACAGCCCAGCAGGAGGGAGAUGGAUCGGACGGAGACGCAGAGACAGAGGGGGACAUCCACACCAGCAACAGACUCCACACGGUGCGUCUGAUGCUGCUGGAGCGACUCCUACAGCACCUGCCCCAGCUGGACAGUGUAGGAGGAGUCCACGCUAUCCCUUACAUGCAGGUGGUCCUGAUGCUGACCUCUGACCUGGAUGGAGAAGACGACAAGGACAAGGGAGCUCUGGACGACCUGUUGGCUCUACUCAUCGCCGAGCUGGGCAUGCACAAGAAGGACGUGUCCAAGAAGAACGAGCGCAGCCCCAUCAACGAGGUCCAUCUGGUCAUCAUGAGACUGCUCUCUGUGUUCAUGUCCAGAACCAAGUCUGGAUCGAAGUCUUCCUCUGAGUCGUCCUCUCUGAUCUCCAACGCCACGGCCACAGCCCUGCUCAGUCAGGGGGCGAUAGACUACUGUCUCCACGUCCUCAAGUCUCUGCUGGAGUUCUGGAAGAGCCAGCAGGAAGAGGAGGAGUCUGUGGCAGCCUCCCAGCUCCUCAAACCUCACACCUCCUCCUCUCCUCCGGACAUGAGCCCCUUCUUCCUGAGGCAGUACGUCAAGGGUCAUGCUGCUGAUGUGUUUGAGGCCUACUCCCAACUUCUGACUGAGAUGGUUCUGAGAUUACCUUAUCAGAUCAAGAAGAUCGCUGACACCAACCCCCGCAUCCCGCCUCCCGUCUUCGACCACUCCUGGUUCUACUUCCUGUCUGAGUACCUGAUGAUUCAGCAGACGCCCUUCGUGAGGCGCCAGGUCAGGAAGCUGCUCCUGUUCAUCUGUGGUUCUAAGGAGAAGUACCGUCAGCUCCGGGACCUGCACACGCUGGACUCUCACGUCCGCGGCAUCAAGAAGCUCCUGGAAGAACAGGGCAUCUUCCUCCGCGCCGGCGUCGUUACGGCAACCUCCGGCUCCGCCCUGCAGUACGACACGCUCAUUAGUCUGAUGGAGCACCUGAAGGCCUGUGCUGAGAUAGCCACCCAGAGGACCAUCAACUGGCAGAAGUUCUGUAUGAAGGAUGACUCCAUACUGUACUUCCUACUACAGGUCAGCUUCCUGGUAGAUGAGGGAGUGUCUCCGGUGCUCCUCCAGCUGCUAUCCUGUGCUCUGUGUGGCAGCAAGGUCCUGGCUUCCUCUUCUUCCUCCUCUUCCUCUGGAGGAGGGUCUGGGGGCACUGGGACUCAGUCCUCUCAGAGCAAGUCCUCAAGCAAGAAGAGCAAAAAGGAGGACAAGGAGAAAGACAAAGAAGGUGACGGUGUGGGUAGCCAGGAGGACCAGCUGUGUACUGCUCUGGUCUCUCAGCUCAACAAGUUUGCCGACAAAGAGACUCUCAUCCAGUUCCUCCGCUGCUUCCUGCUCGAGUCCAACUCCUCCGCCGUGCGCUGGCAAGCCCACUGUCUCGCACUGCAUAUCUACAGAAACUCCAGUAAGUCUCAACAGGAGCUGCUGUUGGACUUGACCUGGGCCAUCUGGCCAGAGCUGCCCGCCUAUGGACGCAAGGCCGCUCAGUUUGUAGACCUGCUCGGCUACUUUUCCCUGAAGACCCCCCAGACCGAGAAGAAGUUAAAGGAGUAUUCCCAGAAAGCUGUGGAAAUCCUGAGGACCCAGAACCACAUUCUGACCACCCACCCCAACUCUAACAUCUACAGUACUCUGUCAGGUCUGGUGGAGUUUGAUGGUUUCUACCUGGAGAGUGAUCCCUGUCUGGUGUGCAACAACCCUGAAGUGCCCUUCUCUAACAUCAAGCUGUCGUCCAUCAAGGUGGACACCAGAUACACUACUACCCAGCAGGUGGUCAAGCUGAUCAGCAGUCACACCAUCAGUAAGGUGACGGUGAAGAUAGGAGACCUGAAGAGGACCAAGAUGGUCCGGACCAUCAGCCUCUACUACAACAAUAGGACUGUACAGGCCAUCGUAGAGCUCAAGAACAAACCGGCCCGUUGGCACAAGGCCAAGAAGGUCCAACUGACUCCAGGUCAGACAGAGGUCAAAAUCGACCUGCCGCUGCCUAUCGUGGCGUCCAACCUCAUGAUCGAGUUCUCCGACUUCUACGAGAACUACCAGGCGUCCAGCGAGACGCUCCAGUGCCCGCGAUGCUCUGCCUCCGUGCCCGCCAACCCUGGCGUCUGUGGCAACUGUGGAGAAAACGUCUACCAGUGUCACAAGUGCAGGUCCAUUAAUUAUGAUGAGAAGGAUCCGUUCCUGUGUAACGCCUGUGGUUUCUGUAAAUACGCCCGCUUCGACUUCAUGUUGUACACCAAGCCCUGCUGUGCUGUGGACCCGAUAGAGACCGAGGAGGACAGGAAGAAGGCGGUGACCAACAUCAACACGCUGCUGGACAAGGCCGACCGCGUGUACCACCAGCUAAUGGGACACAGACCUCAGCUGGAGAGUCUGCUGUCAAAGGUCAACGAGGCAGCGCCUGAGAAACCACAGGUCAGAUACUACCCUCUGGAUGAUUCUGGAGCAGGGGCGGGGCUUGGAGCGUCCUCGGCCAAUGUGAACCGGUACAUCCAGCAGCUGGCUCAGGAGUACAGUGGAGACUGUAAGACUUCCUUUGAUGAGCUCUCCAAGAUCAUACAGAAAGUCCUGGCGUCCCGUAAAGAACUCCUGGAGUACGACCUGCAGCAGCGUGAAGCCGCCACCAAGUCCUCUCGUUCCAGCUCCCAUCAGCCCACCUUCACAGCAAGCCAGUACAGAGCCCUCUCUGUGUUAGGCUGCGGACACACGUCCUCCAACAAGUGCUAUGGCUGUGCCUCGGCCGUGACGGGUCACUGCAUCACCCUGCUAAGAGCCCUGGCCACCAACCCAGCCCUCCGCCAGAUCCUGGGGCUCCAGGGGCUCAUCAGAGAGCUGUUUGAGUACAACCUGAGGAGAGGCACCUCUGCCAUGAGAGAGGAGGUCAGACAACUGGUUUGCCUGCUCACCAGAGACCAGCCAGAGGCCACUCAACAGAUGAAUGACCUGAUCAUUCACAAGGUGUCCGCUGCUCUGAAGGGCCACUGGGCCAAUCCUGACCUGGUCUCCAGUCUGCAGUAUGAGAUGCUACUGCUCACCGACUCCAUCUCCAAGGAAGGGGGCUGCUGGGAGCUACGACUGCGAUGUGCCCUGAGUCUGUUCCUGAUGGCCGUGAACAUCAAGACCCCUGUGGUGGUGGAGAACAUUACUCUGAUGUGUCUCAGGAUCCUACAGAAACUCAUCAAGCCCCCUGCCCCCACCUCCAAGAAGAACAAGGAUUCUGCUGUGGAGUCUCUGACUACAGUGAAGCCCUACUGCAAUGAGAUCCAUGCUCAGGCCCAGCUCUGGCUCAAGAAGGACCCCAAAGCAUCGUAUGAAGCCUGGAAAAAGUGCCUUCCAGCAAGAUGCCAGGAGACGGCGUCCAAGCCCCAGAAUAAGGCCGAGGUGCGGAGACGUUACCUGAUGGAGAAGUGUGUGUGGAAGUGGAAACAGUUCAUGAGGUCACGCUCCGAGGGUCUGUUUCCUCGGCUCCUCAAACUGGGACACAACAAUUGGCUCAGACAGGUGCUGUUCACCCCAGCCACCCAGGCAGCGCGGCAGGCAGCCUGCACCAUCGUUGAGGCCCUCACCUCCAUCCCCAGCCGCAAGCAGCAGGUGCUGGACCUGCUUACCAGUUACCUGGAUGAGUUGAGCAUCGCGGGGGAAUGUGCAGCUGAGUAUCUGGGUCUGUACCAGAAGCUCAUCAAGCCUCCUCAAUGGAAGGUGUACCUGGCCGCCCGAGGAGUCCUGCCCUACAUCGGAAACCUCAUCACCAAGGAAAUAGCCAACCUGUUGGCUCUGGAAGAGGCCACGCUCAGCACAGACCUGCAGCAGGGAUACGCCCUCAAGAGCUUGACUGGCCUACUGUCGUCCUUUGUGGAGGUGGAGUCCAUCAAGCGUCACUUUAAGAGUCGUCUGGUGGGCACGGUGCUGAACGGCUACCUGUGUCUCAGGAAACUAGUGGUGCAGAGGACCAAGCUCAUCGACGAGACCCAGGACAUGCUGCUGGAGAUGCUGGAGGACAUGACCACAGGGACCGAGUCUGAGACCAAGGCCUUCAUGGCUGUGUGUAUUGAGACAGCCAAGAGAUACGACCUGGAUGACUACAGAACACCGGUGUUCAUCUUUGAGAGACUCUGCAGCAUCAUCUACCCGGAGGAAAACGAGGUGACAGAGUUCUUUGUUACCCUGGAGAAGGAUCCUCAGCAGGAGGACUUCCUGCAGGGCCGUAUGCCUGGUAAUCCGUACAGCAGCAACGAGCCAGGUAUCGGACCCCUGAUGAGGGACAUCAAGAACAAGAUCUGUCAGGACUGUGACCUGGUGGCCCUGCUCGAGGACGACAGUGGCAUGGAGCUUCUGGUGAACAAUAAGAUCAUAAGUUUGGACCUGCCGGUGGCCGAGGUUUACAAGAAGGUGUGGUGCCCUACCAACGAGGGAGAGCCCAUGAGGAUCAUAUAUCGUAUGAGGGGUCUCCUUGGAGACGCUACUGAAGAGUUCAUCGAGUCUCUGGACUCUACCACAGAUGAAGAGGAGGAUGAGGAGGAGGUGUAUAAGAUGGCAGGAGUGAUGGCUCAGUGUGGGGGGCUGGAGUGUAUGCUCAGCAGACUGUCUGGCAUCAGGGACUUCAAACAGGGAAGACACCUGCUCACUGUGCUGCUGAAGCUGUUCAGUUACUGUGUGAAGGUGAAGAUCAACCGACAACAGCUGGUCAAACCAGACAUGAACACGCUCAACGUCAUGCUGGGCACACUCAACCUGGCGUUGGUUGCAGAGCAGGAGAGUAAGGACAGUGGAGGAGCGUCCAUAGCAGAGCAGGUCCUCAGCAUCAUGGAGAUCAUUCUGGAUGAGGCCAACGCUGAGAUCUCAGAGGACAAGGGUAACCUGUUGUUAACAGGGGGCAAGGACCAGCUGGUGAUGCUGCUGGACCAGAUCAACACUCCAUUUGUCCGUUCCAACCCCAGCGUUCUGCAGGGUCUCCUACGUAUCAUACCCUACCUGUCUUUUGGAGAACUGGAGAAGAUGAGGAUCCUAGUGGAGAGAUUUAAACCGUGCUGCAGCUUCGACAAGUACGAUGAGGAGCAUAGUGCCGAUGACAAGGUCUUCAUCGACUGCUUCUGUAAGAUUACUGCUGGCAUCAAGAACAACAGCAACGGACACCAACUCAAAGACCUGAUACUGCAGAAAGGGAUCACACAGAGUGCCCUGGACUAUAUGAAGAAACACAUCCCCAACGCCAAAAAUCUGGAUGCUGACGUGUGGAAGAAGUUCCUGUCUCGUCCAGCUCUACCCUUCAUCCUCAGACUGCUCCGAGGCCUGGCCACCCAGCACCCACCUACACAGACGCUAAUCGGGACAGACUCCAUCACUAACCUUCACAAGUUGGAGCAGGUGUCUAGCGACGAGGGUAUUGGGACACUGGCAGAGAACCUUCUGGAGGCGCUGAGGGAGCACGCGGAGGUCAACCUGAAGAUAGAUGCCGCUCGCAGGGAGACACGGGCCGAGAAGAAACGCAUGGCCAUGGCCAUGAGACAGAAAGCUCUGGGGACACUGGGCAUGACGACCAAUGAGAAGGGCCAGGUGGUGACCAAGACGUCGUUGUUGAAACAAAUGGAGGAGCUGAUAGAGGAGCCAGGACUGACCUGCUGCAUCUGUAGAGAGGGAUACAAGUUCCAGCCGACCAAGGUGCUGGGGAUCUACACCUUUACGAAGCGCGUGGCCCUGGAGGACUUGGAGAACAAGCCUCGCAAACAGCAGGGAUACAGCACUGUGUCACACUUUAACAUCGUCCACUAUGACUGCCACCUCGCUGCUGUCAGGCUUGCUCGCGGGCGGGAGGAGUGGGAGAGUGCUGCGCUGCAGAACGCCAACACCAAGUGCAAUGGACUGCUUCCUGUCUGGGGGCCUCACGUCCCAGAAUCGGCUUUCGCCACCUGCCUGGCCAGGCACAACACAUAUCUGCAGGAAUGUACAGGGCAGAGAGAGCCCACCUACCAGCUCAACAUCCACGACACCAAGCUCCUGUUCCUGCGUUUCGCCACGGAGCAGUCCUUUAGCGUGGAUACGGGAGGGGGAGGACGAGAGAGCAACAUCCACCUCAUCCCUUACAUCAUCCACACCGUGCUCUACGUCCUCAACACUACUCGGGCUACUAGUCGUGAGGAGAAGAACCUGCAGUGUUUCCUGGAGCAGCCGUGUGAGAAGUGGGUGGAGAGCAGCUAUGAUGUGGACGGUCCCCACUACUACACAGUGUUGGCCAUGCACAUCCUGUCUCCUGAACGCUGGAGGAACACACGACUCACCUUCCUACGCAGGCUCCUCGUCUCCGUGCACGCACGCAAGGUCUCCGCCGUCUUCACCAACAAACUCCCAGAUAAACAGUCCAAGGAAUAUGCAGUGUAUCGGUCUCCUCUCCUCUUCUGGGGUCUCGUGGAACUCAUCUAUGACAUGUUCAGGAAAGUACCCACCAGCAACACGGAGGGAGGCUGGUCCUUCUCGCUGGCAGAGUACGUGCGGCACAAUGACAUGCCCAUCUACGAGGCCUCGGAGCGGGUGCUCAAGUCCUACCAGGAAGAGCUGAUGCCCGCCGAAUCCUUCUCUGAGUUCCUGGAUGUUGUUGGGCUCCUCUCUGACAUUCCGGACCCAGACCUCUUCCUGCAAGACCUGUUGAACUCUGUUCCCUGAUGGUAUUCAGUACCACCCUGCCCCCACCCCCCGAGACAAGAGCCCCACGAUGGGGGACGACGAGGUCCCACACAUUGGUCCUGCUAACGACACCUCAAUGGGACAACUCUCAACCGGAAAACCCUCGCUCCCCAACUUCUCCCUAGCUUUCUGUCACACACACACACACACACGCGCAUACCGUAACAGAGACACACACGCACGCAUACUGUAACAGACACGCAUACCGUAACAGAGACACACACAUCUGUUUCCUAGUCUCCACCAGGGGUUAGGGGUUUGAUCCUCUGCAUCAUUUUCCAACUGUUAACUCUCUUGAAGCAGAUCUUGUAUGUGCUGUCUGAGUCAGGAGUCAGUUGGUGCAUUUAUGACCAUGUUGCUGUAACAUUUAAUACACACGGUAAAACAAACCCCAUGCUUCUCUCAAAUAUCACCCACAAAAAAUGUCUGGGUUGCAAAUCUUCAAGUAACUAAAAAAAAAUAUGUUUAAAAAACUUCACACAAAAACAACAACAUUGUUUUGAGAUUCGAUCGCAGUGUAUUAAGAGAGUGACCUGUGCUUUUCUUUGUUUUAAGAAGUUUAAGAUGAGCUCUUUUUUUUGUUUUUGUUUGUCAUGACAAUUUAUUGGUAUUUUCAGAAACAGAGGCAGGAAGGAAGCUUCACAGUAGGAUUUUGAAUUAAAAGAACUAACCCUGUUGUCAGAUACUAUUCUCCUGACUACCCUGGGGUGCCAGAUCUCUCUGUGCUGACAGGAGAUCUGGAUGGAAAAUGUACUCCUGUAGGGUUGGUUUCUCUUCUCGGUGACAAGAAUCAGAUGAAAUGAGAAAAGAACAACAACAACAAAAAUCUAUCUGUUUGAGCCCUCCCUCCCCGGUAACUCAAGUUCUAAUGAUCCUGAUUGGUUAUUCAUGCUCCAAUGAAACGUCACCAUUUUACGACAUUGUCCCAAAUGAAUAAUACUAACAAUAAAAACGGGGCCUUUGCAUCCUUUCCUUUGGAUUCGACACACUUCUCUCUCUUUAUGGUGUUAUGUUUUCUGGUUGAUUUUUGUUGUUUCUGGUUAAAGCAAGGUGCCGCUGAGUUCUUCAAACCUUGAUGAUUUAAAUGGAUUAAUUACAUCUCUUUAAUAUAUAGACGCCCGCGUCCAUCGCGACACGUGAAAACGGAGUCUUCAGAGCUGAUGGUGUGGAGUUUCAACAUUUUAAAAUAUCCCAAUUUAUAGUGUUACUGUCUCUCAUCGGCCUAUUACCGCUGCUACAAUGUUCAACUGUUGCUGAAUGUCUGCUUUUUGGGGGGGGUUAGCAAUGAUUAAUAAAGUCGUGAUAGUAAUUCCACAUCCAUC
Molecule: messenger RNA, 17032 nt
Organism: Oncorhynchus kisutch (coho salmon)
Lineage: Eukaryota; Metazoa; Chordata; Actinopteri; Salmoniformes; Salmonidae
Gene: ubr4
Product: ubiquitin protein ligase E3 component n-recognin 4
Exons: 106
Coding region: 36-15689 (5217 amino acids)
Biological process (GO): ubiquitin-dependent protein catabolic process
Cellular component (GO): membrane; centrosome; cytosol
Molecular function (GO): zinc ion binding; ubiquitin-protein transferase activity; protein binding
Source: RefSeq, a predicted model, not a curated record